This is a messenger RNA of Diprion similis, 7542 nucleotides long. RefSeq lists its product as uncharacterized. NCBI's taxonomy places the organism in Eukaryota, Metazoa, Arthropoda, Insecta, Hymenoptera, Diprionidae. The record is from RefSeq and is a predicted model, not a curated record. The transcript is spliced from 12 exons. Gene Ontology annotation, molecular function: protein binding. The coding region runs from base 692 to 5680 and encodes 1662 amino acids.
UAUGUUAAACGAGAUGAGAUUGAAUGUCCGAACGACCGAGCGAUCCCGAGACGAAACCGACCGUGGAUUUUGACAGUUGACAGUGAAGUUCUUGUGCCAGAUUCGGAUUUGUUAUUUCGUUGGAAUUCUUGGUUUGGUUUUGGCGAAGAGUGUAGGUAAAAGUGAGCGAUAAUCGCAAGCAUCGGAAGUGCGUAUCUGUUCUUUAAUCAUAACGAAUAUUGAAUGAACGUAUUUUGACGGUUUUUUAAAAACGAGUACUCGGAGCGUAGUUCAAAAAUGUAACUAGUUACUCGAUAUUCCAAAGCUCUGGAGGGAGUGCCGAGUAUCUACGCAACAGUGACGGGAGUGUAUCUAAAAUUGUGUGCGACUGGCGGCUCACGGUAGUCUGGAAAGAAUCUUUGGACGGCUUGACGCCCCGCCAAGAUCGAGUAAACAGCGUUUGUGCUUAUAUAACCCCGGAUGACCUUCGAAGCGUCGUGGAGAGUUUGACUUUUGAAUAAAGUUGUCGAUAAGAUCAAGUGACAGUUCGGUAAACUUUGCGAUUGGCAGUUCCAUCGUUGGACUUUCGAAGAAUUCGCCAAAACAUUUGCGAAGAAUUUGAAAAGUCUGUUUAUCCGAAGGCCAACUACGCCCACGUGUGUCGACGGACUUACGUGAGCUUUCAAGUAGCCUUGAGCGAGUUGGUUUCGUCAUGAAGACCAGACACCCUCGGAUAACCGCGAGAACCUCGAGCCCCGUCGACGCUGCGACUUCGACCGAAGACCCUUUAGCGGAUCCUGAAGUGAUUAAGUUGAGACUUGAUAAGCCGCUCCAUUGGGACUGGGAGCUGACCACUUCCGCUGACGCACUACCCGUGGUCCAGUUCCUCGACAAAGAUGGACGCCUUCUGGUUGAAACGACAGGCAGAACGGCGCAGAGAGCCAGAGGCUCGUUUCGUGAUGGUUUAAAACUCCAUGAAAAAUUCCCCCGCGAUGAACCCACAGAAAGUUUGGCUGACCCCGUACCGCCUAAGUCCGGGAAUAGAAACAUCGACGGGUUUAGCUCGAAGUAUGGCCCGAUGGAGGCCGGAUAUCGACCGAGGAAGUCACGCAGUGACGCCAGCCUCGCGUCCAAGGAGAAGAGGGAUAAGAGGAUAAGGAAGCGGCACUCCUCUGGGAUCGACAAGGCAUUGAAACAACUCGAGGAGUCCGAGUCAGCGUCCCCGAAGCGGUACUCGGUCGGUGAUUUCCUCCGGAAACAGAUCGUUGACGAUCUCCAGUCCCCGGAUAUAGUCGGGAAGAAAACGCCUGACCAAAUAGCUAGAGAAAGGUGUGAGAAGGUGAGAGCGUACUUGGAGACACAUGAUGAAUCUCACGAAGAGCCGCAAAAAGUUCUUCGCGAAGCCAAGCUGAAGCAGCUCAAGGACUAUCUCGCCUCCAACAAACGGACAGACACGAAGCAGCCGGAGGACUCGAGGCAAGACGGAAUCGCGAGGAUAAAGGAGUUCCUGCGGAAUAAAAUCAAGGAGAAAAUGGACGCGGAGAAGUCCAAGUCCACCACUGAUGUAAAGCCGAACGAAAUAAGAAAGCGGUAUUCUGACUAUGUUCAGAACGACCAGCAGAACUACCGCACACGAAAAGUCAGGAGUGACGCGAACAUUAGAUUCGACCCGGACGUUUAUGAACGAGAGAAAAUUAAGAAGACCAACAGCGAGAUCAGGAAGAAGAACUCGUCUGCUGGGUCAGAUCGACGAAAAGCGUACCGAAAAACGAAAAGCGACAUUCUUCUUAACGCAGUUGAGACCAGCCUCGAAUCAGACCACAAGGACAGCGGGAAUCCACCGCGAAGGAUCAAGAGCCAGGACAAUUUGGAACGCUCGUGGCGAGAGUACAAGGAGCGAAAGCGGAACGAGCGGCUGCUCAAGAAUUCGGAGAACCUUACUCAGGGAGUCGAGGAAGAGAACUUCAUGACCAGGCCUCGAUGGAAGGAUUAUGAACACAGUGCAUGUCGUGGAGGGAACUGCAGGGUGUGUGAGAACAAGGUGGACCACCAAGCGGCAGUCAAGGUGCAAGUGGAGCCAGGAAAACGUGUUUCAGAGUCGACCGACUGCAACCCAUCCACUGAACUACAGGAGAACUACCUGCUCCUGGACGAAACUGAGAUCCCGGAGAAGCUGCAGUCAUCAAAUAUAUCCAAGGUCCAGGUGAAUAACGUCAAGGCUGGUCAAGUGGGCCCCAAAAAUGGUGGCCAGAGCUUUUCGAUAACCGACUCACCCGACUAUGGCUACAACUCUAUGCAGAAAAACGCUUUCGCCGAGUACAAGGACCUGUACGCUAACUCGAACGUGAAGAAGAGUGACACCUUCAAGAUCGUGGACGGCAGCGAAAGACCGAAUGACGAGAAGGUCACUCUCACACCGCAGUCCAACGAGGACAUCACAAGGGACUACUUCAAGCGAGUUUACACUCUGCUGAAGCAGCGGCAGGAGGAUGCUCGCCGACUGGCCAACCCCAGGGACCCUCAAAGACCGGAGGACACGUCCUCCUCGAACUUUGUCGAGCCAGCUCAACGACGCAGACGACGACGCCGCAGGAGAGACGCCGCUGGUCUAACGACGGGAGACGAGGUGGUCACAGUUGGUCCAGCUUGCGUGGGUGGACGAGAUCCUUGGGCAGUACAGCGUUUGUUGGUGAACGCGGAGCCAAGCAGCCUCCGCAUCCAUCGUUCACAACCUUACGAGGAGGAGGUCGCUGUAGUAAAGAAGCUCCGGCAUCCAGCUCCUCCACCACCUUCGUCGAAGGUCAAUGCCAAGGAUAUCAGCAAAUAUUUUUCCUCGCCGAGCAGGGAUCGGGACGACGGAAUUCACGAUGGAGUAAACAGUCUCAACCGUCGCCAGGAGCCGCAGGAUCAGCAGGAGAGGAAUAGCGACAAAGAGGAGGAGGAGGAAAAGGAAAAUACAGGGGAGGUGGAGAGGGACGCUGCGAUGGGGUCGAAUCUGAGUCGUCACAACGGCAAAGGGUUGACGGGGCGGCGAACUCAGUCAUCAGGAAACCUCUGCGACCCGAAGGGGAAGCUGAACAGCGUUGGAAAAAUCUUGGUGCCUUGUUCCGGGGGCCAGAGAGAGAGAUACAAAUUCUGCGGGUCUCUGCCAAACCACCUGGAUGGAAAAGAGGCAGAGGAUGAUCACCCGGGUGAAAACAACAACGUGAUAUCGGACACGAUUAGCGGAAACCUUGGAGGGACUCUACCGCAUAAAAAACGCUCGUUGGGUGUACAUUUCUCGGAUGCUGGACCGACGGGAACGCUGGACCUCGUCAAGCACCAGUCGCAGGAUUCUCUCUCGGAGGAUCCUUGGCGGUAUCAGCACAGCAGUGAUCUGGACCUAGUCAGAUGUAAGCACGGAAACUUUGAUCUGGUGCGACGAAGUCAGGGUGUAGACUCUGUGGAUGGUGAAUCCAUUCGUACGUACGGACGGGGUGUAAGUCUGGACGAGAAGUGCCAUCGGAGUUCUGACCUCGACCUGGUCGGCACGCUUCCGAAAAGGCGACAGGACUCGAAUCGCAGCAAGCAAAGUAGCGGCACUCAUUCAAGCAUGUCCCAACAACGGGGGACCGAUCGAGUCAGUGACGAUCUACUCAUGAAGCUUGUGCAUAAGCCGGACUGCGAGCUCAUGAAGCAUCACCGUCAAUUGAACCGUGGCGUCGAUCUUCGCCUGAGUAAACUUGCCGGUGGAGAACCACAGGAUCAAGGAUACGCCUCGGAACGAUCCCCGGAGGACGAACAUCCCCCGUCUUUACCCAGCGAACCAUUUCCCGCCAUCACGCCAGAAACCACCUUCCGAGUAAUGCUGCAGAAGAGCAGCCGAGGACUUGGCCUGAGCGUUUCUGGGGGCGGAACGGCAGGACCCGUUCGUGUAAAACGGCUCUUUCCUCAGCAGCCUGCUGCUUUAUCCAACAAACUUCAGCCCGGUGAUAUCCUCCUUGCUGCCAAUGGCCUUCCGCUUACUGGACUCACGAAUUACGAGGCUCUUGAGGUUUUACGAACAACACCAAACACCGUCGAGCUGGUCGUGUGUCGUCCAGCAGGUGCCGAUGCGGUCGUUUCACCCAUUGGAGCCCCGCCGCCCCCGCCGGCAAGACGUGAACUCCCACCACCCCUAAGGAUUUUCACCCCUUUACCACCUCUGCAAAUUGAACCCUGCGGGGAAUUUGACAUCGAGAUGACGAAGGUCAGCGGAAGUCUGGGUUUCACGUUGAGGAAGGCGGACAGCAGCGCCCUGGGACAUUACGUCCGCGCCCUCGUCAGGGAGCCGGCUCUCAGCGACGGUCGCAUACAACCUGGGGACAAGAUCGUGGCCGUUGACGGAGCCCCGCUGUCGCCAAUGAGCCACGAGGAAGCCGUGGCCCUCCUGAGACAGUGCGGACCCAGAGUUAAGCUCCGACUCUACCGAGAUCUCGCCCAGACACCUGUGUCGGCUCUAUCCCCGACGGAACCUGACCACCCUCUCCGGCCGCCUAGGACAAGUCUGAGGCAGGAGGCUGUAGACAUGCUCUGUGAUCUGGCCGUGCGAAAACUGUCACCAGGAACAUCCAGCGGAUCAAGCUGUCGCAGGUCAACUAGCACCGCUACGAGCAGUUCACCCCGAAGACUUCGCAGGCCUCCGACCAGGACACCAACAGCGGAAAACGAGCAAAGCGACUCGCAGAAGUACUUCGUUACCCAAAUGUCCACCAGCCAGGCGGACACCUCGGACUCCGAUCAGUGCUCGAUAAAGACACAAAUCACAAACUCCCAGCCCGGCACACCAGGCACGGAGAUAAUCGACCCACCCUCGCUUUACGACGUCUCGGACUCCUCGGAGACCUCGAAACCAGCGCGACCCAACUUCCUUGACCUUUCCGGACCCCAGGAAAAACCGCACUUCCAGUUCAACGUCGAGUCGGACUCCGACGGCACGGGGUCCUUGGACGGAGUCCUGUUGGUAACUGCAGGUGACCCGAACCUCGCGACGAACUUUGACUGCGAAGAACUACCCCGAGAACUUUCACAUCAGAGCGGCGGUCAUCUGGGAACCAACAACGACCCGCCAUCCGAGCCUGCGUCAAUGCCUCCUGCACUUUCAUCCGCUGCCACAGCUACGAGCAAUGCAUUCAGCUACAAGAAUCCUGCCUACCAAAGCGCCAACCCCGCUUGCGGAACCGGCGAUGCUUCCUCCAGGAACAAAACGACCCAUUCGAGUGACCAAGACAUUCCAGGUACCGUCCUCGGUGGCGAAGAGUCCGGCGGUAGCAGAGGCUUGCUUAAGUGGAAAGGUGUCAUGUUCACGAGCAAUGAUGAGUCCAGGGACAUGACUCGAAACAGCGACGAAACCAGCGAAGCUACCGACGAAUCGCCCGUUGCUGCUAGCGACUGUGAACAAGGCAGUCAGGUGUUCAUGGUAGAGCUGACCCGCGGAUGGAACAGCCGUCUGGGCUUUAGUUUGCAGCCCGAAGGUGAUCACACUGUCAUUUCAGUUGUCCACGCGGACAGCGUUGCAGCGAAGGACGGAAGACUCAAGCAAGGCGACGUUCUGCUUAUGGUUAACGACGAAAGUGUUGAAAACAUGUCAACUGCGGAUAUAAUUGAUCUACUACGCAAGAUUCGAGGCUCGAUAGGAAUAACUGUGAAACGAAAGGGUAAAUCGGAGACUUCAGCAACGUGAUGCAAUGAUGAAAUUAUACUUAUCGGCUCAGAUAACAUUCGCAACGAAGACGAAAAAGAUCCACAUCCGUAAAUGGAUGAGAAAUGCGUAAAGAUAAAUCGCAAGUUGACCCGCAGUUAUUGAUCGAAAAUGCAGCGGAUCCUUCUACGAGCGAUGUAAAUAAUUCAUGUUUAUCAAUCAAACAUGACGAGGUAGAGAGAUUCAAACGAAAAAAGCAAAUGUAUUGUCCAAAGUGAAAUUGUAUUCCUUUUCGUUUCUUAUCAUUUUGUAAAUUGAAUAAGCAGAAAGAUUAAGUUAUAUAAGUAAUAGAAAUAAUCAUGUACAUACAUACAUACGCGUAUUCAUGUCUUAUAGUGUAAAUUUACACGCGUCAUUGUUUAAGAUGUUGGUAAGAAACCUAAAGUAAACUAUACGGCGGUUUAGUGUUAUCAUUUAAUGAGUAAGAGCUGGAACUUUGAGCGCCGUUUGAUAUACCAUACAUUCAAAAUGUCAAUUAUCGACAAAAGCGAUCACUAUGUGUAUAGAGAAUAGAAUUGUCAAACGUCUAAAUAUUUAUAAAGUAGAAGGAAACACUCGUUGUACGUCUUUAUGACCAGUUGAAAUUGUCCACCGUGAAUAGGGACACUUUCUAAAUGAAAGAAAGAAAAAGAAAUCAAAUACAGUCAAUCAAAAAAAUGUAAAUAAUGUCAAAUAGUAUACUUAUACUCUAGAAUUGUAUGGCUAUGCCUCAUAUAUCUGUACCUCAAACGAUCUGAUAAGCGACGCGCGGCUUGUCAAGGAAAUUUCAUCACUUGAUGAUGAAAUUGACCAUAAACAGGCUCGGCAUUUACGGAAUUAAUAAAAUACUAUGACCAGCUUCAUUGGAGAUGGGAGAGACCAGAAAAUUUUGUAUCACACAUAAUUUAUCUCGUUCGUAUACCAUAAAUUCCGUCAGGCAAACAUAAAUCAUACAUAUCGUUUCACAAUUCACGAUGUGCAGGAUAAGCAACAGCUCCGUAAAAGUAUUAUCCUAAGGAUAAAGGAAUGAAAAUAACAAAUCACGAUAUCACUUUCGGUAAUUGCACGUAAAAGUAAAUUAUACAUUUCAUAUUAUACGUAUAUGUAUACCUGUAUAUACUUCAAUGAGGAGAGUAUAUAGCGUACUGUGUCACCAAUUUUAACAGGCAGUGUAAGGAGUCAAAAUUUUGAAAACUCAAUCAAAAGCAAUUUGAUAUCGAACAUUAUAUUGUGUGUACAUAAUUUAUGGUAUCAAUCACAAUUGAUAUGUAUCUGCUGUAUUCUACAUAACACAGGUAAAAUGGAUUGUACAUAAAUAACAACAAUUUGAAUUUAAAUUGUUCAAAAUUAUCGUUGUUCAAUGUUCAGAUGAAAAUUUAAUAUUUUAUAGAGAACUGAAAUUGUUGAGCCAACGAUUUGGCUCUGUUAAGUAAAAGAAAAAUGAAAAAUUUACAGCUAAGAAGUGAUUGCAAAAGUUGAGUAAAAUGAAAACAAACACAAUAUGGAAAAAGAGAAAGAAAAGACAAAAUGAUUUUUUUUAAGUUAUAAAUUAAUGUGAUAGUUAGCUUUUAGGUGCAGAUUUAUUAGAAUGUUAGCACUUUGAAAACUCUAAAUGACGUUAGUAGCUAUACAAUAACACGAGAGAAAUAAAUCAUACCAAAGUAACGUGUAAGCAAUAUCAAAGACAGUUAUAUAGGUAUAUGUGUAUUUCAAUGAUGUUUUGAUUAGGCAUAUAUAAUGAAUUAUGUAUUGUUGAUACUUGUUGAACGUAAAAUUUAAUUUAUGGGACUGAUAUAAAUAACUGUAUAAAUUCCUCGUGUGAUUAAAAUGUUGUAAUGUGUUAAAUAAACUCAUGACUUUGAUAA